UCCCGACAUUCCAGUCUUGUACUAAAACAUCACCUCUAAAUAAUUCGAUUACAGCUUAUUAUUACCGGUGGUUCGACGUCACCCAAGAAUACCUAGGUAUAUUGUUGUAAACAGUGCCAAUCCACAAAGGAAAGCGAUUGAGUAUAGCCAAACACAAUCAGUUACUACCUCCCGCCAUGGCUUCGCCAAUGGCACCUCCGCCGCCUUCCGAACUCGCGAAGCAGAUCCUCGAGCACAAGGCGCCCAGCUACACCUUCAGUUUCUCGCCAUUCCUACGUUCUAACUACGGCCACGGAUUCCCGCCAAAUAGACCUGUAUGCAAAGCGUUUAUAGCAGGACACUGUCCAUUAGGCACGUCAUGUCCCGACCGUCACGUCGCGCCCAACGCGGCCAGCAGCACCAACGCCAGCUACAACUCCCUGGUAUGUAAGCAUUGGCUGCGAGCUCUGUGCAAGAAGGGCGAGAGUUGCGAGUUCCUUCACGAGUACAACCUACGUAAGAUGCCCGAGUGUAACUUCUUUGUGCGCAACGGGUACUGUUCCAACGGCGACGAGUGCCUUUACCUACACAUCGACCCCCAAUCUAAACUACCCCCCUGCCCACACUACGACCGCGGCUUCUGUCCGCUGGGCCCUAACUGUUCCAAAAAGCACGUCCGCCGCAAAUUAUGUCCCUACUACCUAGCCGGCUUCUGCCCCGACGGAAAGACCUGUAAGGAGGGUGCUCACCCGAGGUGGGAUAAGAAUCUCGAGAAACCCAUCGCCAAGGCCGACGUCAUACCCGAAGAGCCUAUCAGAAGAGAUGACGGUUUUAUGGAUGAGGACCAAAGAGACUUCGGAAGACAGGAUAGGGAUAACAGGGGGGGUCGGGGCGACAGAUUCGGUGGCGGGCGUGGCGGUCGGUGGAGAGGGAGAGGCGAUAGGAAAUUCGGGCGUGGAAGAGGCCAUCACUAGAGAUGAUGCGUCUUGGCAUACAUAUAUACGGGCAGGCAGACGGAACGGUUGCUAUGCCGUAACACGUCUCGAUAUACCGCCUAGGCUCGAACGAACAGGUGGGGUUUGCUGCUACCAAUUUCCGCCCGUAUGCAAACAUUUUGCUCGCCUCGGUUGACUCGUUUCUAAGACAAGGCUCAUAACCCUUGAGGCAUUCGAUAUAAUCGAGCUAGUUGCCGUAGGCGGAUGCUUGCAAACCCAAUACAUUCGAGCAUGAAAUAAUCCUAAAUUGAAAUUUUAGGAUUAUCGUCAACGACGAGGGUAGCAGUGGCCAGCCACUGUAAAAAAGACCCAAGGAAAAGGCGAUAGGGGAGGACCUAGGAUACCCCCAAGAUAUACUACUAAUAUAGCAAUCAAGCAGUCGUUACCAAUGACAUCAAUCAAUCAAGACUGCCAGUUUGUUAUAAAC
Molecule: messenger RNA, 1401 nt
Organism: Daldinia decipiens
Lineage: Eukaryota; Fungi; Ascomycota; Sordariomycetes; Xylariales; Hypoxylaceae
Exons: 1
Coding region: 177-953 (258 amino acids)
Molecular function (GO): metal ion binding; RNA binding
Source: RefSeq, a predicted model, not a curated record